AAAUGUAUGGUCACGUACUUUGUUAGAAGGAAUAAAGGCACAGAUUAUUCUUUAAAAGGGAAGAAACUCAAAAAUCAGAGGUGCAAAGGGGCUUGGGGUCCUUGUCCAGCAUUCCCUAAAGAUUAACUUGCAGGUUGAAUCGGUGGUAAGGAAGGAAAAUGCAAUGUAAGCAUUCAUUUUGAGAGGACCAGAAUACAAAAGCACGGAUGUAAUGCUGAGGCUUUAUAAGGCACUGAUCAGACUGCACUUGGAGUACGUUGAGCAGUUAAGAAAAGAUGUGCUGGCAGUUGAGAAGGCCCGAAAGAAGUUCAUGAGAAUGAUUCCAGGAAUUAAGUGGUUAACAUUAAUGAGUGUUUGAUGGCUGUGGCUAUCAAACAGGAAUUUAGAGGACUGAGGGAGGAUCUCAUUUAAACUCAUCAAAUACUGAAGGGCUGAGAUAGACUGGAGGCGGAGACGAUUUUUCCAAUAGUGAGUGAGUCUGGGAAAAGAGGGCACAGCCUCAGAAUAUAGGUACGUUCAAAGAUUAAAAGAUUAAAAGAUCAUUUACGAUCAAAGUAUGUAUACAGAAUACAACUCUGAGAUUUGUCCUCCCUCAGGCAGGCAUGAAACAAAGAAACACAAUGGAACCCUUUCAAAGAAAACAUCAAACACCCAGCGUGUGCGAAAAUUACAAAUUGCGCAAACGUCAAACAGUGAGCAAACAACACAGAGAAUAUCAAACAUCAAAACAUCCAUUUAGAGCAGAGACGAUGAGGAAUUCCUUCAACCGGAGGAAUCUGUGGAAUUCAUUACCACAUACAACUGUGGAGACCAAAUCAUUGAGCAUAUUUAAAGCAGAGGUUGACAGGUUCUUAAUUAGUAAGGGAUGUAAAGGUUAUGAGGAGAAGGAUAAUAGACCAAUCAUGAUAGAAUGUUGGACACUCUCAAUAGGCUGAAUGGCCUAAUUUUGCUCCUUAUUUUAUGGUCUUAUUUUAUAAAGAUAAAGAUUAACUUUAUUUUUGUCUCAUGUACUUUGAAACCUAUAUCAAAAAGUGUCUUGUUUUGCAUCAAAUUAAAUCAGUGAGGAUUAUACAAGUGUCACCACACACCUAGAACCAACAUCGCAAGCCCGCCACUCAUUAACCCGUUUGCCUUUGGAAUGUGGGAGGACACUGGAGCACCUGCUGGAAACCCAUUCAGUCAUGGAGAGAGCCAGGGAAGUAUUAAGGGGCUGGUCAGUGGAUAAUAGAAGGGCAAGUGAAAUUCAUUCUCCUGAUUCUGAUAGAGAUUCUGCCUCACAUCAGCAAUGACCUGGCUUCAGUCCUGACCCAUUGUGGUAAACUAUGUAUACCUGUCUGGACACGCCCCUCUGCUGACUGCUCCUGUGGCUCCUCCCACAGACCCCUGUGUAAAGGCGAUUGGAGGCACUGCUCCCCCUCAGUCUCCGAGAUGCUGUGCUCUGUUUUGCUGCUAAUAAAAGUCUAUCAUUCGCCUCCUGUCUCCGAGAGUUAUUGAUGGUGCAUCAAUUUUAUUAGCAGCAAUUUUAAAACAUGGAAAGCAUUUUACGACCCGACAGAUUGGAUAUCGACCCUCAAUCUCCUGAAGCCAGCAUCGUUUUUGAACUCUGGUUUGCAUGCUUCCAAUCGUACCUAGAAGAAAUUCGUGUGACCGAGCCUGCAACGAUGCACAAAAUUCUCCUCCCCAGGGUCAGUCCGCGGGUCUACUCCCUGAUCAGGGACCUGCCGACCUACCAAGGAGCACUGGACUCCCUCAAAAGACAAUACCUGCGGCCGGUGAACACCGUCUAUGCAAGACAUCGCUUAGCGACACGGCGGCAGUGGGCCGGUGAGUCGAGCGCUGAGUUUGUCCGGGCCCUACAGACACUCGUGCGGGCCUGUGACUGCAGGGGACUGACGGCGGAACAGCAUGCGGAGCUGCUAGUAAGAGACGCCUUCGUUACGGGGAUCAGGAAGUCUGCCACUGGGACCACCCUACCGGCUUGGCUGACAUCCCCAGGGCCAGUGCUGCUCUGGAAACAUGCGAGGAGCAAUAAGUACUCCCCGAUGGUCAAGAGGGUUCACCUACUUCAUGCGAACCCCCAGUAUGCCUACGUGGUUUUACCUGAUGGGCAGGAGGACACGGUCUCCGUCCACGACCUGGCACCCACAGGAGCACCAGACCCCUACCCUGAACACUCCACGGUGACAAUGAACCCCGUACCCACCGAUGUAUAUACCCACAAGACACCGCACACACCAAGCCCUACACAGACUCCUCACGACACUCCCAUACCAGGCACCUCACACCCGCAUGAGGGAUUACUGAUGCUAACGGGCUGGCACCUCAAGUCAGGCCAGAGCCAGCACAACCACCGUCACCGGUGCAAUCACCACCGGUGCUACGUAGAUCGCAGCGACAGACUCGACCGCCUGAUAGACUUAACCUGUAAAUAUACUUGUAAGAAACUUCACCCCGUGGGGACUCUCUUUUAAAACAAAGGAGGGGUGAAUGUGGUAAACCAUGUAUACCUGUCUGGACACGUCCCCCUGCUGACUGCUCCUGUGGCUCCUCCCACAGACCCCCUGUGUAAAGGUGAUUGGAGACACUGCUCCGUCCUCAGUCUGCAGGAUGUAGUGGUCUCGUUUGCUGCUAAUAAAAGCCUAUCGUUCGCCUCCUGUCUCCAAGAGUUAUUGAUUGUGCAUCACCCCCAACACUGUCUCUGUGGAAUCUGCACAUUCUCCCUGGGACAGCAUGGGACUCUAUUUCCUCCUACUUCCCAAAGACAUUUGGGAUAGUAGUUUAUUUGACCUUUGUCAAUAGCCCUUUGAAAUGUAGGGAGGGGUAAGAACAGAAUAGGAUGAGUGAAAAUAGGUGGUUGGUGGUCAGCACGGAUUCAAUGGGCCAAAGGGCCUAGUUCCAGACUAUGUUUUUCUAUAAAUCUAACAAUGAAGUAAUACGUUUAGACUGGGUGAACAAAGCAAGCUAGAUGGACUAUGAGACCAUAAGAUAUAAAAACAGAAGAUGACCAUUCAGCUUAUC
Messenger RNA from Hypanus sabinus (Atlantic stingray), 3018 nucleotides. RefSeq lists its product as uncharacterized. Bases 1530 to 2471 code for a protein of 313 amino acids. NCBI's taxonomy places the organism in Eukaryota, Metazoa, Chordata, Chondrichthyes, Myliobatiformes, Dasyatidae. The transcript is spliced from 2 exons. The record is from RefSeq and is a predicted model, not a curated record.